Emys orbicularis (European pond turtle) is the source of this 4443-nucleotide messenger RNA. RefSeq names its product CASK interacting protein 1 (gene CASKIN1). Gene Ontology annotation, molecular function: protein binding. The record is from RefSeq and is a predicted model, not a curated record. Lineage: Eukaryota; Metazoa; Chordata; Testudines; Emydidae. The coding region runs from base 1 to 4443 and encodes 1480 amino acids. The transcript has 21 exons.
AUGGGCAAGGACCAGGAGCUGAUGCAGGCGGUGAAGGCGGAGGACGUGGGCACGGUGCAGAAGCUGCUGCAGCGGCCCAAGCCGGGCAAAGCCAAGCUCCUCGGGUCAGCAAAGAAAGUCAAUGUCAACUUCCAAGACACUGAUGGGUUCUCGGCCCUGCACCACGCUGCUCUCAAUGGGAACACAGAGCUCAUCUCACUGCUGCUGGAGGCCCAGGCCGCUGUGGACAUCAAGGACAAUAAAGGGAUGCGGCCCCUGCACUACGCUGCCUGGCAAGGCAAGAAGGAGCCCAUGAAAAUGGUGCUGAAAGCCGGGUCGGCCGUGAACGUCCAGUCGGACGAGGGGCAGAUCCCCCUGCACCUGGCGGCGCAGCACGGGCACUAUGACGUGUCGGAGAUGCUGCUCCAGCACCAGUCCAAUCCGUGCAUCAUGGACAAUUGCGGGAAGACGCCCCUGGACUUGGCGUGUGAGUUUGGCCGGGUCGGGGUGGUCCAGCUGCUUCUCAGCAGCAACAUGUGCACAGCCCUGCUGGAGCCCAAGCCGGGAGACACCACCGACCCCAACGGCACCAGCCCCCUGCACCUGGCAGCCAAGAACGGGCACAUCGACAUCAUCAGGCUCCUGCUGCAGGCUGGCAUUGACAUCAACCGGCAAACCAAGGCGGGCACGGCCCUGCACGAGGCAGCCCUGUGCGGCAAGACGGAUGUGGUGCGCCUCCUGCUGGACAGCGGGAUCAACGCCCACAUCCGGAACACGUACAGCCAGACGGCGCUGGACAUCGUCCACCAGUUCACCGCCACCCAAGCCAGCAAGGAGAUCAAGCAGAUGCUGCGGGACGCCUCGGCGGCGCUGCAGGUCAGGGCCGUUAAAGAUUAUUGCAACAACUACGACCUGACCAGCCUGAACGUGAAAGCCGGAGACGUCAUCACCGUUCUGGAGCAGCAUGCGGACGGCAGGUGGAAGGGCUGUAUCCAUGACAACCGGACCGGCAAUGACCGCGUGGGCUAUUUCCCGUCCAGCCUGGUGGAAGCGAUCAGCAAGCGCACAGGUUCCCGAGGGUCCGACAGCCCGUCGCAUCUGUCGCCGUCGCAGGGCGGAUCCGCUGCCACACCGGCUCCGGUGGAAGAGAUCUGGGUGCUGCGCAAACCCUUUGCAGGUGGGGACCGCAGCAGCCUGGGGAGCACAGGAAGCGUGGCCAGUGCCCGGAGCUCGGGGAGCGGCCAGAGUACGGGAAGUGGCAGCCAUGCCCUGCAUGCUGGCUCCGAAGGGGUCAAGCUGCUGGCGACGGUCCUGUCCCAGAAGGCGUCGGUGCAAGAGUCCGUGGUGGGUGAUGGGCCGGGCAAGGCCCUGGAGUCUCCUGCAGGUGCCCUGGCCAGUUCUCCCUACGCCGGGCAGCCACCCGCUGAGCAGCAGCUGAAGAAGAUAGAGCCGAUGUCAGAAGGGAAGAGCUCCGAGGCCGUGUACCAGUGGCUCUGCAAGUUCCAGCUGCAGCUGUACGCGGCCAACUUCAUCAAUGCCGGGUACGACAUCCCCACCAUCAGCCGGAUGACGCCAGAGGACCUCACCGCCAUCGGCGUGACGAAACCCGGACACAGGAAGAAGAUCACCUCGGAGAUCAACAGCCUGAACAUCCCCGAGUGGCUUCCGGAGUACAAGCCGGCCAACCUGGCUCUCUGGCUCUCCAUGAUCGGCCUGGCCCAGUACUACAAAGUCCUGGUGGAGAACGGCUACGAGAACAUCGACUUCAUCACGGACAUCACGUGGGAGGAUCUGCAGGAGAUCGGGAUCACGAAGCUGGGCCACCAGAAGAAGCUGAUGCUGGCGGUGAAGAAGCUGGCAGAAAUCCAGAAGGCCGAGUACGUCAAGUACGAGUCGGGGACCCUGAAGAAGAAAGCGCCCCAGUCUCUGGACGUGCUGGCCAUCGAGUCCCCCCAGCAGGAGAACGCCGAGUGCCAGUCUCCCAAGAUGACCACCUUCCAGGACAGCGAGCUGAGCAACGAACUGCAGGUGGCCCUCACGGGCACGGGCGAGGCACCCGAGGGCCAGGAGAAGCAGGCGAACCACGUGGCACAUAUCCGGGACGGAGCAGGCUACCGGGGCCCCUCCUCCAGGCACGUGCAUGAGAACAGCCUGAGCGGCCGGGCCAAGCACAUAAGCAGCUCCCAGGAGCUGCUGGGGGACGGGCCCAAGGGGCCGAGCGCAGCCAUGUCCAAGAGCCAGGAGUACCUGACGGAGGAGGUGAAGGAGGGGCCCCCCAGUAUGCCCAAGGAGGUCAGGCCCAUGCGGCACGGGCACACCGUCAAGAGAGCCAGCGUGCCCCCGGUGCCAGGCAAGCCCAGGCAGUCAUUCCCCCCGGCCGGAGGGCGCUUCACCCCACCGCAGACGCCCACCAAGCCGCGGCCGUCCUCGCCCCAGACGCUCAUCGUGCCCCACGCCACGGCCAAGGUCAAGCCCACGCCGCAGCUCCUCCAGCAGGCUGACCGCCCCAUGUCACCCCGGUCCCUGCCUCAGUCCCCCACCCACAGAGGCUUUGCCUACGUCAUGCCGCAGCCCGUGGAGGGCGAAAGCCUCGCCGGGUACCCACCGGGCCCCGUGGCACAAGGAGUCCCAGUCCUGCCGGUCUCGGUGCCCGUGCUGUGCCUGCCGCCGCAGAGCGGGGAGGCAGAGGAGGAGCUGGGCAGGCCGAAGAAGCGUGCGCACAGCCUGAACCGCUACGCCAUGUCCGACAGCGAGCAGGAACGGGAUGAGCUGCUGGUGCCGGACGCCGGGCCCUACGCCACAGUCCAGCGGCGGGUGGGCAGGAGCCAUUCGGUGCGGGCCCAGUCGGGCGGAGACAAGAAUGUCAACCGCAGCCAGUCUUUCGCCGUCAGGCCCAAGAAGAAGGGGCCGCCCCCGCCGCCCCCCAAGCGCUCCAGCUCUGCCAUCUCCAGCACCAACAUGGCCGACGACUUCAGCAAGGAGGGGGAAGGGGACGCACCCGGCGGGGAGGAUGAGGAGGGGCAGGAGAGUUACCGGGAGCAGCGGCGUGCGAGCGACGUGGGGGGCAGCGUGGACACAGGCAGCGCGGGCAGCGUGAAGAGCAUUGCCGCCAUGCUGGAGAUGUCCUCUAUUGGCGGGGGCGCCCGGGCGUUGGCCCUGCAGAAGCCUCACCCAGGAGGAGGAGGGAAGGGACCCGAAGGCUACUACCUGCACCCUGCUGGCGCCAUGCACCUGGCCAGCCCGGAGCAUUCCCGCGUGGCCGCCGUCCUGGCCACUGUGAAGCACAAAGACGCCAUCGGCCUGGACGGGGAGGUGGUGAACCGGCGCAGGACCAUCAGCGGCCCCGUGACCGGCCUCAUCGCGGCUGCCCGCAGGGAGCGCUCCGACAGCAUCAGGUCGGACACGGGCAAGGACGGUGGCCCGAACAGCUCGUCCGAGAACAUCCCCUUCGCCGAGGAUGGGAACCUGACCAUCAAGCAGCGGCCCCGGCAGAUGGGGCUGGCCAAGGGCGAGGCAGGGGACGGGCUGUCGCCUGCUCACCGGCACGGGGACCUGGCCAAGGUGGAGGCCAGCGCCACACUCAAGAGGAGGAUCCGGGCCAAGCAGAGCCAGCAGGACAGCGUCAAGUUCAUCCUGACCGAGUCGGACACAGUCAAGCGACGGCCCAAGUCCAAAGACAAGGAGCAGGGGCUGGAGCCGGCCCCCCUCUCCGUCUACCAGAACGGCACCGGCACCAUCAAGCGGAGGCCGGCGUCUGAGAUGAGCGGUGCAGAGACGCCCCUGCAGGGCCCUGCCGCAGGCGACAGGCAGGACAGGCUGGAGCAUGUGCCGCAGGCUGUGGGCGGGGAGCCCAAAAAGCCCUUCAAGCCGCCGGUCUCUCCCAAGCCCGUGUUAACCCCACAAGCACAGAAGGUCCCCGGGCCGCCCACACCCACUUCCAAAAAGGCACCGAUCCCCAGCCCCGGCAGCCCAGAGGUGAAGCGAGUCCACGGCACCCCACCCCCGGUGUCGCCCAAGCCCCCACCGCCCCCGACGGCACCCAAGCCCCCCAAACCCCACGCCGCCAUCCAGUCAGUGAGCGCGGGCUCCACGCCCACCCCAUCCCCUGCCAAGCAGCUCACCACCACGAUCAAGCCUUCAAGCACACCGCCUUCGCUCUGCUCGAGCCCCGCCAAGCCCUUGUCGCCCGGCGGGCAGCCCCAGCAGGUGCCCGUCAAGCCGCCGCGCUCCUCCAUCGCCGGGCCCUCGACGGAGAGCGCCAGCCCCGAGACGGCACACCAGAAGCUGGAGGAGACCAGCGCCUCGCUGGCGGCUGCCCUGCAGGCCGUGGAGGAGAAGAUCAAGCAGGAGGACGGGCAGGCAGCAGACUCUGCCGCAGAAGCGAAGAGCACAGUCAGCAUUCUGGACGACAUCGGCAGCAUGUUCGACGACCUGGCCGACCAGCUGGACGCCAUGCUGGAAUGA